Messenger RNA from Westerdykella ornata, 1542 nucleotides. RefSeq names its product S-adenosyl-L-methionine-dependent methyltransferase. The coding region runs from base 144 to 1367 and encodes 407 amino acids. Gene Ontology annotation, molecular function: O-methyltransferase activity. Lineage: Eukaryota; Fungi; Ascomycota; Dothideomycetes; Pleosporales; Sporormiaceae. The transcript is spliced from 2 exons. The record is from RefSeq and is a predicted model, not a curated record.
UUAUCUUGCGUAGUUGGGAACCCAGGGGCCUUUCUCUCAUAUUCUGGUAAAGCUAAUACUCAGUACAACAAGCUGCCUGUCCAUUAGAAGUCUGAUUGCAAGUUCGAGAUUUACCUGCGUCAGUCUUGUGGUAUCCUCUGAGAAUGGACGACAGACUUCAAAAGAUCAAUACGGCCCUGCAGGAAGCAGUAGACGCCUUUGAAGGGCCGCUGAACGACGCUCGGCUCUCCACCCUUCAGACUACUGACACACUGCCUAAUGCGCAAAUAUGGAACCUCGCCUCGCAAACAAUCGAUCUCGCAGACAGACUGCUGCGUCUUCUUCAGCCCCCGGCCUUGCAGUUGGCGGAAGGCUAUCUCGCAUAUAUUGACACCAAAUGUCUCUGUGCGGCCGUUGAGAACUCGAUCCCAGACCUUCUCGCGUCAGGACCCCUGACAGUCGACGAGAUAGCGUCCCGCACCUCACUGCAGCCGCUCCGUCUGAAGCAAAUAAUGCGCGUGCUGCACAACAACGCCAUCUUCGCCUACGCGGACUCGACGCAGACCUACAGCAACAACCCCGCCUCCACACUUCUGCGACGCGAUCAUUGGACGCAAUGGCACCGGUGGGUUCCCCUCUACGGCUCCGUCUUCUACGACUUCGCAUCGAGCAUCCCCUCCGCCAUCCGUGCCGGUGAGUCCCGCACCGCAGCGCAAAUCGCGUGCGGGACCGAGAAAAACAUCUUCAGCUACUUUGCCGAGCAAGAAGGCAUGCAGGCGAAAUUCCACGCGGCGCUGGGAGCCGGCGCCGUGGCACAGGCGCCCGGCCUGCUGGCCAACUACGCCUGGCAUGAACUAGGCGAUGCCACGGUGCUCGAAGUUGGUGGCGGCGGUGGUGACUUCAUCACUGCGCUGCUACGAAGCAACCCCAUGCUGCACGGCGCUCUCUUCGAGCUGGAGUCGGUCGUUGACAUGGUGAGACCCAAGUUCCGCGACCCCAAGGGUGAAUUUGCGGAUGUAGGCGCCCGCAUGGUCGACCUGCAUGUGGGCGACUUCUUGAAAGAGGUGCCAACCUAUGAGGUGUAUACCAUGAAAUGGUGUCUGCAUAACUGGUCGGACGCUGACGUAGUGCGCAUCCUGCAAGUGGUGCGGAGGGCUAUCCAGGUUACACAGCGAGCGCGCAUGGUGAUCCUCGAGGCGGUUCUUGCUGAUGGGAGGAGCUCGCGCGUUUGGCGGUAUGGUGAUGUAACGAUGAUGGCGACGGUUAAUGGCCAGGAGCGCACAGAGGUCGAAUGGCGCGCUCUUGCAAGCAAGGCUGGUUGGCGAGUGGAGAGCAUCACGGCGUUGAGGAAUGUGUGGGCUGCUGCUAUUGAUCUUCGACCCAUUUGAGAGUUUCACUAAGAAACCCUGUGUGGUUUCACUUACCCCUUACGUCUUUGGCCCUUCAAUCGUCGUUCUUCAAGGCCAAAAUUUUUUCCUGCCUGCCUCUCAGCUGGGGUGUGUAGGCUCGGAUACCGAGGAAAUCAUUGUGAGAGAUGUUACUGGCCGAUCAGAUUAAAUCGCA